Messenger RNA from Felis catus (domestic cat), 7469 nucleotides. Its product is annotated as KIAA0408 ortholog. The transcript is spliced from 6 exons. Bases 375 to 2447 code for a protein of 690 amino acids. NCBI's taxonomy places the organism in Eukaryota, Metazoa, Chordata, Mammalia, Carnivora, Felidae. The record is from RefSeq and is a predicted model, not a curated record.
CGUCACAGGAGUCUCAGCUGCUGCUGUGACACUGACCUGAGCGGCUUCUUGAUUUGUUAAAGGAGUGAAGGUUUAAAAGGGAUUUGCCAGUACUGCUCUCUUGCAUGGUUGGAGGUAUUUUGCAUUCCCAUUUUCUGCAAAGAAGCAAAAUUCACCGAGCUGAGACUUUUGUCUUUAAAAAAAACCUAGCUAUCCUUCCAUUGCUAGAUUGACCAAAUGGUGGAACAUCCAUAGGAUUUCUCCCCAGAGCUAAAAGGCUUUAUUUUAAAGGCAAGUGGGACUGCUUCAAAUAAAACAACUCCAAGCUUCCAAGAAACAGUUAAGAAGGCAGAGACAAGCAGAAAUACCCCUUCACUAACACUCACACGGUUGCCAUGGACCUGCAUAAGCAGUGGGAGAACACAGAGACUAACUGGCACAAGGAAAAGAUGGAGUUACUGGACCAGUUUGACAAUGAAAGGAAGGAAUGGGAGAGUCAAUGGAAAAUCAUGCAGAAGAAGAUAGAAGAGCUUUGCCAUGAAGUAAAGCUUCGGAGGAAAAUCAACAUGAAUGAACGUGCUAAGAUCCUUGAUCAUGAUCGUGAAAAAGCGAUUCAAGAUAAAGUGGUGGAAUCUUCUCCAAAUUACCCCAAUUCAGGACAAUGCGAAUUUACAGGGAUGAAUCACGGGGAUGAUCUGGAAAAAGAAAAUAAAACAGAGCAGAGCUUACUCCGUGAAGGAAAUCAAAUGUGUAAGGAACAAAAAACAACAAAAAAGUCAAAAGUAGAGAUUAUGGAUCCUUUGGCCACACAUAACCAAAAACAAUGUGGGGCAUGCCCUGGCCUGAGGCCUUCCAGGGUAGAGGACAGGAGCUGUUCUGGGGCCCUCAACACAGCUCUGGAAGAACUUGCGAAAGUUAGUGAAGAAUUAUACAGCUUUCAAGAGGAAAUCCGAAAGCAGUCUAACCACAGAAGAAUGAAGUCAGAUUCUUUUCUUCAAGAAAUGCCCAAUGUAAUUCAUAUGCGUCACAGAGACCACAUGAUCAACGAUGGCCAGGGCAUUCUUCCGAUUGAUUUAGAAAAAGAAAAGCAGAAAAAUAGAAAGAAUCUGAGCUGUUCCAAUGCGCUCCAAAGCAAUUCUAUGAAAAAAUAUGAAUUUGAUACAAUUGAUCUGCAAAGAAAUGAAAUUCCACCACUUCCUCCUCCAAGAAGCACAUCUCGAAAUUUUCCCAGCUCAUUUUCUGAACAAGCUCAUGAAAGUUUGAAGGACAGUUUAGACCACAACAGCCACGUGGCCCAAGAGGGUCAAGGUGAACGGAACUACAGUCCUGAUUUCCUUUUGAGGCUGUGUCUAAAUGAAGGGAAGACUUUGAAAGAUGGUAUCAUGCUCCCUUUGUUGGCACCCAAAACCAAAAUAGAUAACCAGCAUCCAUGUGAUGAAAGUGUUGGACUUGGCAUGUGGUCCUAUGACACAGGGAUCAGUGCAAAAAAUAGUCCCUCUACAUUGUGGUAUCAGAAAAUCUGCUCUACUCCCAAUAAGCCAAAAUGUGAAAAGAUGAUUCCAGAUCAUUCUGCUAAAUCUCAUCCUGAUCUUCAUAUAAGUAGUGACUGUAGCUCUUCAGUGACAGAGAGCAGUGGGUCACUUAGAAGUUUCAGUUGUGACUUUAAGAGGACAACUAGGAAUGAAAAGCUGGCAGCAAAGACUGAUGAAUUUAACAGAAUUGUAUUUAGAACAGAUAGAAAUUGUCAGGCAAUACAGCAAAAUCAAAGCUACUCAGAAUCAUCUGAAGAUCCUAAGCCCUGUGAUACCUUAAUUACUCAUACAGGUAACAUAUCAGAAAAUGAUGAUGUGUCUGAUAUUCUGAAAACCAGUGUCCACGUGCCCGUGCCUGUGCCCAGAGAAAAUGUGCCUGACAAUCCCACCAAAAAAUCCACAACAGGCCUCGUCAGACGAAUGCAGGAACACAUGAGUCCUAGCAGUUAUCGGAGUAUGCUCCAAGAACACGACUGGAGACCAAGUAAUUUGUCUGGCCGGCCAAGAUCAGCUGAUCCUAAGUCAAAUUAUGGUGUUGUGGAAAAGCUGCUGAAAACCUAUGAGAAGUCAACAGGGCCUGCAUUGCAAAAUUCUAAAUGCUUCCAGGAUAAUUGGACCAGAUGUAAUUCUGAUGUCAGUGGUGGGUCCACAUUAAGUCAGCAUUUACAAAUACUUCAAUUAGAACAAGAGCUUCAGCAAAACACAGCUACGUAUGGAGCACAGCAAGUUAAACGACGAGUAGAUUGGAAAAAGAUAACAGAGGAAUCCAUGGCAGUGAAAUCUUCACCUGGAAAAGGAUUUUCCCGACCUGCUAGACCAGCAAAUCGCCGUCUCCCAUCCAGAUGGGCCUCGAGAUCUCCAUCGGCGCCCCCCGCCUUGCAGAGAACUACCCCCAGCUAUACCAUUUCUCUGCAAUCUGCAGCAUCGAUGGUCUGAGUCUCUGGCCUGGAUUGCUAGAUGACAGAAGUCCUAAUUGCCAAACAGAGCAUUCCGAGUGUUUACAGCCAAUCCGGGCUCUUCUCUGUCUUUCAAGAUCACUGGGACAGACAGUUUAAAUCUUGACUUCCCAUCAGUCUUCAGUGUUUUUAAUCUAUGGAAUAAUUAUCUUCCUGUAUUUUGAUUUCUUAGAUCAGAAUUUUUUAAUGCCAUCUUCAUUAAUUUGCCAAUAUGAUUUAAGUCAAAACAAUGUACUAUAUUGUAUAUUCUAUCUUUCUUGCAAGUGGCAGAAAGCAAGGUUAUGUGCAUGGCCAUGUGUUUGUAGGUGCAUGUGUUGAAACAGGAAGUAUCCUAGUAUGUACUUAGAUAAGAAAAACUUCUGUGCUAGUGUUGACUUUGAAAUUAUAAUAUGUAUACCUAUAUAUUCUUUGUGUUUAUUUAAAAUUUUUGAAAAUAUACAGUACUAUUUCUAUUUUGUAUACCUUUUAAUAGGUAUCCACUUAAGGCAUUUGAGGUACAUAUAUUAACUAACCACUUUCUUGGUCCCAACUACAUUGAAAAAUAAGAAUUAUACACAUUAAUAACACUUGGUAGAUUUCUAUAUACAACUCAUAGUUUCUUAACCAAUGUAAGGAUGGACUAAUGCCAUUGAUCUCCUUGUUUAUUCUUUUAAUAAAUAAAAUUGUCACAGGUUUAAUAGAUCAGACUUCCAAAGCAAACAUAAAAUGUUCACAAAAUCUUUUGUAUAUCAUUUGGUAGUCUAUUACGGCUUUAACCGUGUACUUGAUCCCCAGAGCCAUAACAUGAGACUGCCUUAGAAACAACAGAACUUAAAAAUGAACUUAUUUUGUCAACUUCAGUAACAAAUAAUCCUUAAAUAGGAUAUGAAAAUAAAUUCAGUUAUGUUGAAUUCUACUUUUUUGUUAAAUUGUAGUAAGCUGUUAGUUAAGCUCCUUCAUUUGAAGUCAUAUUUAGAGGUAAGUCAUUUCCUUUUUUUUUUUCUAAUUUUCUCUAAAAUUAGUAGUAAAAAGCUAAUUUAUCUUUUUAUUAACAGGGAAGAUUAGAAAUGAUAUUUCAUUGAAAGCCGAAUUAUAAUAUAUUUCUUAUAGUGUGCUACAUUAAAAAAAAAAAAAAAGCCUUAAAGUAAACUUUGGCAUCCAUGAGUAGGAUAAGGAACAGAAAUGUGUAUUUUGGCCACAGUUUACACACAGUGAACAUGUAAGAUCUAUGUUGAGAACUGAAAGAAGUAUGAAUGCUGAGGUGUUUGGAAUUCUACAUGGACGAUCUUAGAAGCACCUUUGCUCUCUCUGGUCUCUCUAUAAAACCAACUUCGUUAGUAGAUACUUCUAUGUAAGCUUUUCUUUUACUACCAGAAAGGUUAAGCAAUUCCUGUGGCAUAAGCACCCAUGACCUUCUUCUUAUGAUAUAUUCUAACAAUUAAGAGUAAUUCAUUUCAUUAUACAUCAUGACUUGAGGUAAAGUAAAUAAUUUCCAAAUCCCAGACUGCCUUAAAAUGCUCAAGACUGUUGCUUGAUGAUGGACAGAUUUGUACUUUCCAAUAAGGAGAGUUUAUAGGAGUUGAGCUGAAUUAAACUUCUAGAAUGUGAGGAUGGAGCAGAUGGUAAGUAAGGGCUAUAGAUCCAUUCUUUUUUGGAAUAGUUUGAGAAGAACAGGUAUAAACUUUUCUUUAGAUUUUGGUAAAAUUCGCCUGUGAAACCAUCUGGCCCUGGACUUUUGUUUUUUGAGAGUUAUUGGUUACUAAUUCAAUUUCUUUGUUGGUAAUUGGUCUGUUGAAAUUUUCCAUUUCUUCCCUGUUUCAGGUUUGGUGGGUUAUAUGGUUCUAGGAAUUUAUCCCUUUCUUCUAGGUUGUCCAAUUUGUUGGAAUAUAGUUUCUCAUAAUAUUCUCUUAUAAUUGUUUAUAUUUCUGUGGUUGGUGUUUAGAUACACUCAUUUAAUUCUUGUUUCUUUCAGGAAUAUCCUUUUCCAUAGGAAACCUAUCAGAGACAAGUAACCUAGAUGCCAACUGAUGUCAUUUAUGUUUUAUGCUUUUCAUCUAGAAGUGGGGAAACACUAGGACGAUGGUAGUUUUUGGCAUACAAUAAUAGACCCGCUAGGAAGGUGCUGCUAUGCCACAGUGGAAAGACUGCCCGAGAACUGGGCAACAUCCCUGCUCCCCUCCAUCACUGUAUCCCAGGUAGUCUGAUGUGGAUCUGUAGUUCCUAUCUUUAACUACAAGUCGGAAUGUUGAGGAUUUCUUUAAAAAAAAAAAUUAGAUUCCUGACCUCAUUUCAUAUUUACUAGAGCAGAAUUUCCAAGGGUGCAGGGUGGGAAUCUGGAGUCUUUAAUAAAACAAUAACAACAACAACAGCAACAAGAAAGCCAAAUAUUUAAUGAUUACAGAGAUUUGGAAGCAGUGACAUUGAUGCCCCAAUAGAUGGGUACUAUUGGGUAGUCACAUUGCUUCCCUGGGACUUGCUUUUGUUACCUAUAAAAGAAAAGGAUUAUAUUAUCAGGCAUACAAUUUUAAACCACCUUUUCUAUUACCAUUUGAAUGAAACAGUGGGACAUAUUUUAACACCUUCCUAUGUUGACUAAAAUCAUAGCAUGGUAGAGUUUAAAACAAAAAACUUAGUAUAUAGUCCAACUCCUUGAUUGUAACGAUAAACUAAAACAAAAGUUAUUGAAAUAUUCUGUUUUCUCUUUUAAAAUAUUUUAUAAUUUUUUAUGAAAAACCUAUCAGGUAAAUGGCAAUUAUCCUUGAAAAAUAUUUUUUUAUGUAUUGUGAUUUUUAACUGGUAGUUUUUCUACUUUGGAUGAGCAUGUUCUUCCCAACAACAUACCCUUCAUUAUGCUAUCAUUGCUGGAUUUAAGACAUUUGUCAACAUUUCAGAAAUAUUUGCUUAGAAACACUUGUGUUAAUAGAAGUUUUCCUGAGCAGACUAUUGGGGAGAAAACUUACAUUAUUUCAACUGAGGAGUCUGCUCUCAGAAAGGAAUAAGAACAAGGCAGAAAAAGUGCUUGAGUUUUUGUGCAUGUGUGUGUGUGCACACAAUCCUUGCACGAGUUCUCUAUAUUGCCUUAUCACCAAAGCCAAAUAUAAAUAUAUACAUUAUAUUUGCAUAAUUCACUUUAUCAAUAAUUAACCUUAACUUUCAUUUGUUUUUACGUAGACAAUGAAGAUGACCAGAUAUUAUCAUGCAUGAUUUACCUCUACAUAGAGGAUUUAGCCAGACUCCAUGUCAUUCUGAGAAAAUAUCUGGACCUAAAAAAAGAAUCUGUUUCCUUACAAAGAUUUUUAAAAUUAUUUCCAGGCAUAGGCACAUUUACUGACAAACAACUACUUGACAUUAAAAUCUCCUUCAGUGAUUGGAAGUUAUCAAAUAAAAUAGAUAUGGAAACACCUGCUGUGGCAUGUGCAUACAUUGAGAACAUUUUGAUUUUCCUCCUUUUCUAUAGUGAUCUCCAGUAAAGCCGAAAGUUUUAUGAAGUCUAAAAAUCACACUUCAGCCUAGCUUCUCUUAAAAUAUCUCUACAUAAUAAAAUCUAAAAGCCACGUCUGUAUGAAUUCCUGCACCUGGCCACACAAAACCCCAUAUGAUUUCUUAUACCGGACAGCCCCUCUGCCCAUUUAACCACUUACUGAAUUUUUGUUUGAAAAAUAUUACUCCUUUGAAACUUGCCUUUACACGUGGAAUUAGUUUAAUUAUUUUUAGAUAGAUUCAGAUUUCUAUUAUAGUACUAUUUUGCUUCCAAUUCUGCAUGUUUCUUCUUCAGUAGCAAGUAUCAUUAUUAGAAUUUACAACUACGACAUGCUUAAUAUAGCACAUAAUAUGGUCUUUCAAAAAAAUUGGCUUCAUAAAGUAAAAAAAUAAAACAAAAAAAAAGUUGGGGGGCAGCUUUCAUGCAAGUGUCUACUCAACAUUUUUCAUGCAAGUGUCUACUCAACUGUAGGAAUUUUUCUUCUCAUAGAAAAUAAUUUUUGUUCCAGUGAGGGAAAAAACCAAAAAAUUUAAAAUCUGAUACAUAUUGCAAUGAUCUUAUUAAUCCAAAAUGUACAAUUUGGCAAAUUCUGAAAAAAAUAGUAUGCUUAUAUGAAGCUGUGAUGUAAUCUAGAAAUGAAGGAAGAGUCGAGAAUGGGAAGGACCAUAAAAGUCAUGCAGAACAAUCUCGUGGAGAUGGGAGAAACUUGAAACUCAGAGAGGUCUGUGUGCUUGCCAAGGUUAUAAGGAUGGGCAGCAACCUGGCCUCCAACACCAGUGUCCUGCCUUCCUUGUACACCUAUGUGCAUCUAUGACUUGGUGGUUCACAAAGCACAUUUAUAUUCCUUGACUUGUUUACUUACAACAAACUUCAGGCUGGCCUCUGUGAUUUCUCAUUACAGUUGGAGAAAUUAAGUAAUGAAGAUAAUAGAAUAAAUAUUUCCCAAGAUAAUACUAAGAAAUAUAUAGGUGGUUGCCCAGACUCCUAAUGCAAGCUCUUUCCCAAAAAAAGAGGAAUAGCAGUUCUUUUCCACUUAUGUUUUAUGCAUGAAACAAGUUGUUUAUUUUGCUUUCAUUGAGAGUUUCUCUUAAUUUUGCCUUUCAAUUUUCUUAAUCAAGGUUCAUCAUUCAUGAUUUAUAUGGUUUCAAUGGUUUCAAGAGUUAGUAUUAAAGAAGUCAUGAAGAAGGCUCACUUUAUCAAAAUAUUUUUUUUCAUUUUUUGAUGCCUAUCCUCUAAUAUUGUAUACAUUUUGUAUGUGGGCCAAAAUGUUGAAGGUAAACUAAUAAGUAGCCAAAGCAAUCCUCGUCUAUAGUACCAAGUGAAUCCUGAUCUCCUCAACCUUCAAAAGAAUCAUAGAAAAAUUUUCAUACUAUAGGACUUAAAUGUACUCCAAAAUAAAUGAGAACUUUCCCUUCAAGCUUGCAGUUAUUUCCAAUUUAUAAUCUUACUCUGAAAUAAAUUGUAUCUGCCAAUUUCAUUUUGAGGCUUUAUCCUCUAAUUACUUAUGUAAUUUUAUAAAAAUCAUUAAACAAAUUCAAUCCA